Molecule: messenger RNA, 2237 nt
Organism: Echinops telfairi (small Madagascar hedgehog)
Lineage: Eukaryota; Metazoa; Chordata; Mammalia; Afrosoricida; Tenrecidae
Gene: TMEM185A
Product: transmembrane protein 185A
Exons: 7
Coding region: 81-1133 (350 amino acids)
Cellular component (GO): dendrite
Source: RefSeq, a predicted model, not a curated record
AGCUGCGCUGGCCCCCAGAGCCCGCUGGAAAAGGCUGGCUGCGCGGCGGGAGCGGGGGCGCCGCGGCGACACUCUCCGCCAUGAACCUGAGAGGCCUCUUCCAGGACUUCAACCCUAGUAAAUUCCUCAUCUAUGCCUGUCUGCUGCUGUUUUCUGUGCUGCUGGCCCUGCGUCUGGAUGGCAUCAUUCAAUGGAGUUACUGGGCUGUCUUUGCACCGAUAUGGCUGUGGAAGUUAAUGGUCAUCGUGGGCGCCUCAGUUGGAACUGGAGUCUGGGCACGGAACCCCCAAUAUCGAGCAGAAGGAGAGACGUGUGUGGAGUUCAAAGCCAUGUUAAUCGCAGUGGGCAUCCACCUGCUUCUGCUGAUGUUUGAGGUUCUGGUCUGUGACCGGAUCGAGAGAGGAAGCCACUUCUGGCUUCUGGUCUUCAUGCCGCUCUUCUUUGUCUCCCCCGUGUCUGUUGCAGCCUGUGUUUGGGGAUUUCGACACGACAGGUCACUAGAGUUAGAAAUCCUGUGCUCUGUCAACAUUCUCCAGUUUAUAUUCAUUGCCUUAAGACUGGACAAGAUCAUCCACUGGCCGUGGCUUGUUGUGUGUGUCCCCCUGUGGAUCCUCAUGUCCUUUCUAUGCCUGGUUGUCCUCUACUACAUCGUGUGGUCCGUCUUGUUCCUGCGUUCCAUGGAUGUGAUUGCAGAGCAGCGAAGGACACACAUCACCAUGGCCCUGAGCUGGAUGACCAUUGUGGUGCCGCUGCUUACCUUUGAGAUCCUGCUGGUUCACAAGCUGGACGGCCACAACGCAUUCUCUUGUAUACCCAUCUUUGUUCCUCUGUGGCUGUCGCUGAUCACGCUCAUGGCAACCACUUUUGGACAGAAGGGAGGAAACCACUGGUGGUUUGGUAUUCGCAAGGAUUUCUGUCAGUUUCUGCUUGAGAUUUUCCCGUUUCUAAGAGAAUAUGGAAACAUUUCAUACGAUCUCCAUCAUGAAGAUAAUGAUGAAACGGAGGAAACACCCGUGCCGGAACCUCCAAAAAUUGCCCCUAUGUUUCGAAAGAAGGCCAGAGUCGUCAUCACACAGAGCCCGGGAAAGUAUGUGCUCCCUCCCCCCAAACUAAACAUUGAAAUGCCCGAUUAAAAGCCUCGCCCCAGGAGGGAACAACCGGGGGUCCAUGCCAUUCUCCCUUCUCGGCCUCUCUGAGCCCUUCACACAGAACUGAGACUGCAGCUAGGUCCCUGGGAUGGUCAUCUCAUGCCUACCUUCCAUCCAAAGCCUAUCAGUGACUGAACCACGUACCACCAAGGUGGAAGGGACGGACAACACACUAGCAUGGGACAGAGACGUGAACUUCCAGGAGGAGUGUGAUCAGCCUCCCCUGGGAGGGCUGUGUCCGAGGCAUUGUGUUAAAAUGCUCGCUCACUGGCUGCCAGUGUCUGCAAGACUUGCAGACAGCGAUGUGAAUACCAGAUGAUCGGGUCUGGACACCUGCAGGCCUUGGGGCCAGGGGCCAAACAGAAGACAUGCUCUUGAGUGAGAACACAGCACUUUUUCCUCAAGGCCUCCUUGGCGAGACCAUCCUAUUGGCGUGACUCCACGCAUAUGUAGUAUUUAUAUGGAGAUUUUACUAUUGUGACACAUAGUGUGAAAGUCGGGUCUGGAUCGUGGGUCCUGGGAACGUCUAUUUGUGCCAGCUUGUGGUGGAGCUGGGCAGGAGAGGCAGUGGGCCACCCAGCAGGAGCCUCUGCACAGGACUUGGCCACUCAGCCACUUGAGGCCCUCCCGAGACCCAGCAGCUGCUACUGCCACAACAGCCACCGCCAGUGAGAAGCAGCCCACAGCACUGCAGCCCUCGGGCACAUGACUCCCAGACCCUGGGCCACUGUAGGAAGUGGCCGGGAAUCCGGUCUGGCCUGCGGUGAGAGGCAGCCUUAUCCCAGGACCUGCCAUUUGGGACUCCGGGAGAAGAGUCCCGGCUGUGACGGGACAGCCCACAGCCUGCACACCAGGAAGGUGGGGCUCUCCACCAGGAUACCCAGGGGGUGUCCACCAGAGGCCACUGCUCUGAUGCCAGAGGGCCACAGGGGACUCCAGCCAAAGGCUCCUACCUGGCCCUGGCCGGGCCCACAGCAAAGUGACUCUGCCUAGGGACCAGGCCCCCUGGCCCUGGGCGGGGGGCCUCGGUGGCCAGUGACCUCCCCACUCCAGUGCCGUCAGUUGUCCAAUAAAGCAGUUCCUCUUGUC